GUACUCCACGUUGUGGCCGUGGCGACGCUGGUUCGAUUCCAGCAGCAGGCAACUCUUUUACUCCAGCUUCAUCUGACAAAAUUACCAUAAAUCAGAACGAAAGUUGUCAAUGACUAAAAAAAACGUUGACGAAGCGCUAAUGUUUCCAGGUGACUGAUUUUUGAGAAAAGAAGUUUUUUUUCGAAAUGAAAGAAGCUGUCGAUAUAUUUACCUUUAGUAUUAUAAAAUUCUUAGAACCUUAAUUUAGUAUUAUCUUCAGCUAAUUAUACAUAAUUUGUUGAGAAAGUACAUCCCACGCGUUCUCAUAAAUUAAUACAUUCUCAGUAACAUUUUCUAUUAAUUUCCUAUAACAUUCUCCCGGAACUAUAGUGUCUAGAAAGCCUAUAAUCAAUAAUACCAGUCUAAAGAAACAAUGACGCCUGUAACUUUUGCAAAUAUCAAAACUGUGAUUCAAUUUAUUUCCGUUUUUAUUUCAAUAUUCAUCAAUGCUCUCUCCAUCUACCUUAUCGUCACAAAAUCUCCAAAAAUCAUGGGAACAUAUCGGCACUUGAUGAUUUAUUUCUGCGGUUGCUCCAUGGUCUUUUCUGUACUGGAUGUGAUUGUUCAACCGAGCAUUGAAACCUACAAAAGUGCGUUCCUAAUGGUUGUUGAUGUCAAAAACCGAUCUUUAAAUUCCUGGUCAGCAGUAUUAUUUAUGAAUCUUCUUUGCGGUUGUAUCGGAGUCACUGUAUAUGGAAUUGCUAUUCAUUUUAUUUAUCGGUUAUUAGCGCUAGAAAGAAAAGGCCGACUCCGGUAUUUCAAUUGCCAAUACCUACCCAUUUGGUUUAGCAUUCCGAUUCUCGCUGGAACAAUAUGGUACAUUGUGACUGAAAAUAUUUUUGGAAUGAACCCAGUAAAUACGGAGUAUAUCAGAAACCCCGUUAAAGACUCUUUCAACAUGAAAAUGGAGGAUUGCGUGUACGGUGCAGCUGUAUUCUAUCCAAUUGAUAAAAAUGGUAUCAAAACUAUCAGUUGGAUCUCAUUUUUUGGAUUAGGGUGUUACUUAACACUUCUAACAAUUCCAUUUAUUUCAAUCUUGGUUGCUGGAGCAAAAAGUUGGAAUCAUGUUCAAAAACUGCUCGAACAUGGAGAAUCCGAGUUUGCCAGGAAUUUGCAGAUGCAAUUGUACAAGGCCUUAAUAGCUCAGACUCUUAUCCCAGUGGUAUUCUUCUUCACACCAUUUGGUUGUGUAUUUGUACUUCCUGCAUUUGAAAUUGAAUGUCAAUUUAUGUCAGCUCCCAUCACAUUGGUUUUUGCAAUUUAUCCCGCAAUCGAUCCUUUACCCAAUUUGUUUUUUGUGGACUACUACAGGAAUCCUAUAUCAAAUUUUCUCCGCAAAGUUUGGUGCAGAAAGCCUAAAGUCGAAGCCGCGACAAUUAAUUCUACAUUGUGAAUAUUUUAAAAAGUACUGUUUUAAUAAAAUUUUGUUUUAAAUAUUC
Messenger RNA from Caenorhabditis elegans, 1478 nucleotides. RefSeq names its product Serpentine receptor class r-10 (gene str-173). Gene Ontology annotation, biological process: detection of chemical stimulus involved in sensory perception of smell. NCBI's taxonomy places the organism in Eukaryota, Metazoa, Nematoda, Chromadorea, Rhabditida, Rhabditidae. Gene Ontology annotation, cellular component: ciliary membrane. The transcript is spliced from 7 exons. The coding region runs from base 413 to 1432 and encodes 339 amino acids. The record is from RefSeq and is marked reviewed.